AUGGACCCCGCGUGCUUUUUCCCCACCCAGCCGUUCCCGGGUAGCGCGCUGGGCUCGGACUCGUACAAGCCGCCGCCUCCGACGCUGGCUUCCUCCAAAACCGGCCGGCCGGAGCCGCCUAAAGCGACCGAGCCGACCCGCGUCAUCACCGAUCCGGUGACGGGCCGGACUUACAGCAAAGGCCGUCUGCUCGGCAAGGGAGGAUUUGCAAGAUGCUAUGAAAUGACCGACCUCUCCAGCGGCCGGACCUAUGCAGUAAAAGUCAUUCCUCACAGCCGAGUGGCCAAGCCUCACCAGCGUGAAAAGAUCAUCAAUGAAAUUGAGCUGCACAAAGACCUGCAUCACAAGCACAUUGUGAAGUUCUCUCAUCAUUUUGAAGAUUCGGAUAACAUUUACAUCUUUCUCGAGCACUGCAGCAGAAAAUCCUUGGCUCAUAUCUGGAAAUCCCGACAUACUCUUCUGGAGCCAGAGGUGCGAUAUUACCUCAAACAAAUCAUUUCUGCCUUGAAGUACCUUCAUCUUAAGGGCAUUCUGCACAGGGACCUCAAAUUAGGUAACUUCUUCAUCAAUGAAAACAUGGAGCUGAAAGUUGGAGAUUUUGGUUUGGCUGCCCGACAAGAACCUGCAGACCAGAGGAAAAAGACUAUCUGUGGUACUCCCAAUUAUCUUGCUCCAGAAGUGCUGCUCCGACAAGGACAUGGGCCAGAGUCAGAUGUAUGGUCUCUAGGCUGUGUCAUGUACACUUUACUGUGUGGAAACCCCCCCUUUGAGACAUCGGAUCUCAAGGAGACCUACAAGUGCAUCAAGCAUGUGACCUAUACGCUUCCAGUAUUCCUUUCCCUUCCAGCCAAGAACCUGCUGAUGGGCAUCUUGAAACGCUACCCACAGGAACGUUUAACACUGGAGGAAAUCUUGGAUCAUGAGUUCUUCACCAAAGGGUACACACCUGAUAAGCUCCCACCCAGCAGCUGUGUGAUGGUGCCGGAGCUGAACCCUCCCAAUCCUGCCAAGAGCCUGUUUGUAAAGGUUACAAAGACUCUCUUUGGAAAAAGGAAAUCCAAAGUUAAGAAGUCUCCCUCAGAAGACAAAGAUGAGAUUUCCAAGUUGGUAACAGGCCUUGUGAAGACCUCUAUCUGUAGACAGAUGAGUCACAAAACUGUGGAAGGAAAUGAGAUCACCCCUCUGAGCAGCCAGAGUCCCAGCUCCAGCCCAGCAGAGACUGUAGCAGAGGAAGGCUCACGGAAGUCUAUCUCCAGGUCCAUUCGUGGGACAAUGGCUAGUACCUCUGAAAUAUUUGAAGAUUGUGUCACGGCAUCAACUGUCAUUGAAUCCGCCAUUGGGCUCUUGAAGAACUGUCUGUCCGUCAUGCCUCCAGCUGAGAGGAAUCCUGCUUCCUUGGCUUGCCAUGAACACUUUGUUUGGGUAAGCAAAUGGGUGGACUAUUCAAACAAGUAUGGAUUUGGCUAUCAGCUCUCCAACCGCAGCAUUGGUGUCCUCUUCAACGAUGGGACUCAUAUGACCCUCUCUGCCAACUGGAAGAAAGUACAUUAUAAUCUGACCAACAGCAAGCAUUUCUCCUUCCCGGCUUCUGCAGUCCCCGAACAACUGCAGGGACAGAUGAGUGUCCUACAAUACUUUGCCUCCUACAUGGAGCAACAUCUCAUGAAGGGAGGGGAUUUGCCCAGCAUAGACGAAGCUGGGCAGCUGCCACUGCUGCUCCUACAAUGGGUGAAAACCGAUCAGGCCUUGCUGAUGCUCUUCAGCAAUGGAACCUUCCAGGUGAACUUCUACAACGAUCAUACCAAGGUGAUCUUCAGCAAACCUGACCACUCUUGCCUUCUCACCUACAUAAACCGUGACAGAAAUUCCUACUCCUACAAGCUCAGCAGUAUUGCAGAACUUGGCUGUUCGCCGGAGCUUCAACAUCGGCUCAAGUACAUCCUUAAACUGCUAAUUGAGCGAGCAGAUGCCUAAAGCUGCAAGA
Molecule: messenger RNA, 1984 nt
Organism: Euleptes europaea (tarantolino)
Lineage: Eukaryota; Metazoa; Chordata; Lepidosauria; Squamata; Sphaerodactylidae
Gene: PLK3
Product: polo like kinase 3
Exons: 15
Coding region: 1-1974 (657 amino acids)
Biological process (GO): mitotic G1/S transition checkpoint signaling; DNA damage response; mitotic cell cycle
Cellular component (GO): nucleus; spindle pole; centrosome
Molecular function (GO): ATP binding; protein binding; protein serine/threonine kinase activity
Source: RefSeq, a predicted model, not a curated record